Molecule: messenger RNA, 1609 nt
Organism: Lentinula edodes (shiitake mushroom)
Lineage: Eukaryota; Fungi; Basidiomycota; Agaricomycetes; Agaricales; Omphalotaceae
Product: glycosyltransferase family 17 protein
Exons: 4
Coding region: 131-1282 (383 amino acids)
Biological process (GO): N-acetylglucosamine metabolic process; protein N-linked glycosylation
Cellular component (GO): membrane
Molecular function (GO): beta-1,4-mannosylglycoprotein 4-beta-N-acetylglucosaminyltransferase activity
Source: RefSeq, a predicted model, not a curated record
CUCUGUACCGCGAGUCGGUGACCAAUUCCGUAGAGGACAUUUUAUUUCUGAUUCUCAUUUCCCACUGAAUUACUGCGGGGACACGUAUCCAGCGCGUAUCCCACACAGGCCUGCUUUCAUCCUUUAAACUAUGUCUCGACGUUACAAGACUAUCCUCGUUCCUGUACUCGUCUUUACCACCUUUACCUUCUACUACAUCUCCCAGAACCAUUAUCAGCUCAAGAACACCCUGUCAUAUGCCACCCGACCUCUUUGGGAUAAAGAUGAUGGCCCUUCGAAUAUCAUUCCCCAUUACUUUGCAGACGGGAUGGUUGCGGACGAGAAUAUGUGCAAGCUACAUAACUGGAAACUCAGGGACAACAUAAAGAACACGAAAGUUCUCGAUGCGAUACUCAUGAGCAGUGAGCUGGAUCUAUUGGAAAUUAGGCUGAACGAACUGGAUCCAGUUGUCGACCGUUUUUUCAUAAUCGAGAGUAAUUCGACGUUCACUGGUCUACCCAAAGAAACCUACUUUCAGAACAACAGACAAAGGUUCGAAAAAUUCGCAAAGAAGAUAUCGUACCGAUUCCUCCCCGGUCCAUCGGAGCAUGACGAAACUAGAGCAUGGGAUGUCGAACGAGACACUCGCGUCGCAAUGAACACUUUUCUGCGAUCACAUAUUACCGAGUUCCCACCUGAUACUCAAACUCUUGUCAUGAUGUCGGACCUCGACGAGAUACCCUUCGCUCAUUCCGUGAUGCUCCUGAAAGGAUGCGAUUUCGGCGAGUCUAUCCACCUUCAGAUGCGUAAUUACUUGUACAGUUUCGAAUGGUUAUUAGGUCUCAAUUCAUGGCGAGCGUCUUUACAAGUAUGGAAUCCCAAGUCUUAUUACCGACACUCCAAGUCAUCGGAAAACGUUCUUGCUGACUCUGGUUGGCAUUGCUCGUUCUGUUUCCGCGAUCUAUCAGAGUUCGUUCAGAAAAUGAGAGGCUACUCGCAUUCUGAUCGUCUUGGUGGGCGCACGGAGUAUCUGGAAGUAGAAAGAAUACAGCAGACCAUAUGUCGAGGCAAGGAUCUAUUUGGGAUGCUACCUGAAGCUUAUAGUUACACCGAUCUCCUCUCCCAGAUGUCCCUUACACCAAUGACAUCCGGUAUCGGACUCCCUCAGUUUGUACUCCUCAACCCAGACAAAUUCCGUUUUCUCCUCCCCGGUGGAUGUAUGAGAGAAACACCAACAGCUUUGGAGGGGACUGACGCAAACUCGGGUACAAAAACUGAAGAAUUCGAUGAUUUGGAGCGGUGACAAAGGCUUGAAUCACAGUGAUUACACUGACCGCUGAGACCAGGAAAUCGGAGUAGUGCCUGUCCUUCGUUCCCUUCCGCUUUUUUUCCAUCAUUGGUUGGACUUUGAUGGAGUCGCAGAGCUCGGGUAUAAGACAAGGUUUGAUAAAUUUGGUUCGAUUAAGAUUCUCGCAUGCAUGACCUUUCCCCCGCUCUGUUUGAGGAUACUACUUCCAUAUGUAGAUCUCUUUACCUGGUCCAUAUACGAUCUACGACAUGUACAUAUUCAUUCCUCUAUUUAUUUCUUCAAAUUAUCAUGAUUCCGUCUGCCCAAACUGUUCAAAUAAAC